Molecule: messenger RNA, 1725 nt
Organism: Exophiala bonariae
Lineage: Eukaryota; Fungi; Ascomycota; Eurotiomycetes; Chaetothyriales; Herpotrichiellaceae
Exons: 6
Coding region: 1-1725 (574 amino acids)
Biological process (GO): DNA-templated transcription; positive regulation of transcription by RNA polymerase II
Molecular function (GO): zinc ion binding; sequence-specific DNA binding; DNA-binding transcription factor activity, RNA polymerase II-specific
Source: RefSeq, a predicted model, not a curated record
AUGCGAGAGCCGUCAUGCUCUGUUGGUGACGUCGAGGUCUAUGAAGUGUCCUACGUCAAGUCGCUGGAGCAGCGGAUUUCAGAUUUGGAAACCAGAUUGCAAGCCCAGGGAUCCGUAAACAUCGCCACUGGCUUCCCCAAUGAUGGAUCACAUCGCUUCUCUCAUUCUCUUGUGGACGAUCUACAGCCAAUGGACCCCAUGCAUUGGCAGUACUCAUUCUACUCAUCCAUCACGAAUCCCCCAGAGUCUCACAAUCCAUUUGAUGACUUGCUCAUCGACCCGCAUGCCAUCCAAUCGCUUGCCAAUACCGUCCCCGUCAAUUCGGUGACAGCACCGAAGACACCUAUCUCUACACAAGGCCACGACUUCUUCGCGCUAGAACCUGUGACAGAGAAUCCUCACAAGAACGACAGCCCUCUUUCAGCUUUGCCAAUCCCACAUGCUGAAAUUGCCAGGUUCCUCCAUGCAUAUUUCGGAUUGAUACACCCUAGAUAUCCAUUUCUGGACGUUGAUGAAUGCGCAUCCGCCUACAUUAAUUCCAAACAGGCGUCAAUUAUCGCGGACGAAGUGCAAGCUUCAUGGUAUUCAUUUCUUCUGACAACACUGUGUGCCAUCGGGUGUACAAUCAGUCAACCGAGCACCGUUGCCCACUUGUCCAAGCAGAAUGAAAUUCUCCUAGCACGAGUCCAAGCCGAGCGUGGUGUGAUAUCAAACGAACAUGCCUCGCCACUGAUCCGCUUAAAGGCGAUGCUGCUACAUGUGAUACUGGCACUGCAUGGAGAGAACACAUCUCGCCUUGUCCACCUUACCGGCGUCACGAUGCGUUUCGCGACACUGCAUGGGUUCCAUCGCCUCGAUACCUCAAACUCGAAUGACGCUGCAAAUGCACAGACCAAGGCCUGGUCUUGUAUCUACGCCCUCGAUCGCAUGAUAAGUGGAACUCUCCGGAUCCCUUUAUACCUCACUUGUUCUCCAUAUAUUUGUUCAAUGCCGUGGCUCUCGGACUAUCCAGGCCACGAGAGUGUAGAUCAAGUCCUCCUCGAGAAAACCUUCACCCAUAUGCUUCGAGUCCGCACCAUACAAUCGAAGAUUAUGUGUACAGCGCCCACGUUAAAGCCAGACGAGAUUGGCCCAUUUAUCGCCAAGAUGGAGGACGAAAUUAGCGAUUGGUCGGAACAUAGCCAGAUAUUCAUGCAUAUUGAACCGGACAAUGUAGGAUAUCUCAGUUGCUUCUGGCUUCAGUACAUGGCCAGCGUUGUCCGAGUAACCCUCCAUAGCAUAUUCGGAGACAUGGACUAUGAACUGCCCCGGGCGGCAGAGCUCCUCAAAGCCUGUUGUGAUGCUUGCACUGCAUUUCGAACCGUUCAGAAAGGGAGACAAUUGGUCAGAUCAUGGAUUGAUAUGGUCUUCGACUUCCAAGCAGGCGUCACCAUCCUCUACAUAAAGUGGAAAGGACUGAAACUUCACCAUCAGGAUGUCGACCGAGCUAUUCGCAACUGCACGUCCACCCUGGCCAUCCUCGCCGAAGGUGCCCCCAAUGUCGAGACUUUCAGGGAUUGUUUCGACGCCCUAGCCACGUUUGUAGGGAGGAAUGGUCUCAAUGAGGAGUUGCCUGGUGAUAGGUCGGAAGAUCUCAACAUUUAUUGUCGUAAGGUGAUUGCCUUGGGAGUAGCACCACAUAUCGCAAGCAUACUGCGGGAGAUGAGCCAUUUGUCUCCGGCCUGA